Messenger RNA from Hyalella azteca, 555 nucleotides. RefSeq lists its product as uncharacterized. The record is from RefSeq and is a predicted model, not a curated record. The coding region runs from base 1 to 555 and encodes 184 amino acids. The transcript has a single exon. NCBI's taxonomy places the organism in Eukaryota, Metazoa, Arthropoda, Malacostraca, Amphipoda, Hyalellidae.
AUGAUCUUUCCAGUCCAUCUCCACCAGGUGAUCCGCUUGAAUUUCGCUCUUCCCCCGCAGUCCCCUCGCAGUCCCCUCACAUUCCCCUCGCACGACUUGCCUCAUAUCCCCCACACUCCCAUCACACGACCUCCUUCACAUCCUUCAAUUUCCCCUCACAUCCUCCACACUCCCCUCACAUCCUCCACACUCCCCUCACAUCCUCCACACUCCCCUCACAUCCUCCACACUCCCCUACACAUCCUCCACACUCCCCUACACAUCAUCCACACUCCUCUCACAUCCUCCGCAUUCCCCACACAUACUCCACACUCCCCUCACAUCCUCCACACUCCUCUCACAUACUCCACACUCCCCUCACACCCUCCACACUCCCCUACACAUCCUCCACACUCCCCUCACAUCCUCCACACUCCUCUCACAUCCUCCACACUCCCCUCACAUUCUCCACACUCCCCUCACAUCCUCCACACUCUCCUCACAUCCUCCACACUCCCCUCACAUCCUCCACACUCCCCUACACAUCCUCCACACCUGUCUCUUAUACACAUCUAG